This is a messenger RNA of Rhinolophus ferrumequinum (greater horseshoe bat), 3746 nucleotides long. It is a transcript of the gene PRKAR1A, whose product is annotated as protein kinase cAMP-dependent type I regulatory subunit alpha. The transcript has 11 exons. The record is from RefSeq and is a predicted model, not a curated record. Gene Ontology annotation, biological process: regulation of protein phosphorylation. Lineage: Eukaryota; Metazoa; Chordata; Mammalia; Chiroptera; Rhinolophidae. Gene Ontology annotation, molecular function: cAMP-dependent protein kinase regulator activity. The coding region runs from base 303 to 1448 and encodes 381 amino acids. Gene Ontology annotation, cellular component: cAMP-dependent protein kinase complex.
GAUGUUCUUCAUUGUGCUUACUUGCUUCCACUUAGGGCCUGCUCAUGUGCCCGUGUAAUUCUCUGUCCUGUUUACCAUUUACACACUUCCCACGUCAUCAUGGUUUCUUUUACAGAGGGAGAACAGAAUGAAAUUCCCUAAGGUCCUGACCCCUCGGCAGCCUCCCUCUGCAGGGAUAGUAGCUCAUACUUCCUCCCUGGAGCUGAGGUUGUUGGCCUCUUAUUGUUGCUGCCUACAGAGUCUAGAUCCUGCUGCAGCAACUGAAUGAAACACUUCCUUGGAAGAAUGCUAGUUCUAGAACCAUGGCGUCUGGCAGCACUGCCGCCAGCGAGGAGGAGCGCAGCCUCCGGGAAUGUGAGCUGUACGUGCAGAAGCACAACAUUCAGGCCCUGCUGAAAGAUUCUAUUGUGCAGUUGUGCACCGUCCGGCCCGAGAGACCCAUGGCAUUCCUCAGGGAAUACUUUGAGAGGCUGGAGAAGGAAGAGGCAAAACAGAUUCAGAAUCUGCAGAAAGUAAGCACUCGUGGAGAUUCGAGGGAGGAUGAAAUCUCUCCUCCUCCACCCAACCCAGUGGUGAAAGGCCGGAGGCGACGUGGAGCCAUCAGCGCUGAAGUCUACACGGAGGAAGAUGCUGCAUCCUAUGUUAGAAAGGUUAUACCAAAAGAUUAUAAGACAAUGGCUGCUUUAGCCAAGGCCAUUGAAAAGAAUGUGCUGUUUUCACAUCUUGAUGAUAAUGAGAGAAGUGAUAUUUUUGAUGCCAUGUUUCCAGUUUCCUUUAUUGCUGGAGAAACUGUUAUUCAGCAAGGUGACGAGGGGGAUAAUUUCUAUGUGAUUGAUCAAGGAGAAAUGGAUGUCUAUGUCAACAAUGAAUGGGCGACCAGUGUUGGGGAAGGAGGGAGUUUUGGAGAACUUGCUUUGAUUUAUGGAACACCUAGAGCGGCCACUGUCAAAGCCAAGACAAAUGUGAAGUUGUGGGGCAUUGACCGAGACAGCUAUAGAAGAAUCCUUAUGGGAAGCACUCUGAGAAAGCGGAAGAUGUAUGAGGAGUUUCUUAGUAAAGUUUCCAUUUUAGAAUCUCUGGACAAAUGGGAACGUCUGACGGUAGCUGAUGCCUUGGAACCGGUCCAGUUUGAAGAUGGGCAGAAGAUUGUGGUGCAAGGAGAGCCAGGGGACGAGUUCUUCAUUAUUUUAGAGGGCUCAGCUGCUGUGCUGCAACGUAGGUCAGAAAACGAAGAGUUUGUUGAAGUGGGAAGAUUGGGGCCUUCUGAUUAUUUUGGUGAAAUAGCACUGCUGAUGAAUCGUCCUCGUGCUGCCACGGUGGUGGCUCGUGGCCCUUUGAAGUGCGUUAAGCUGGACCGACCUAGAUUUGAACGUGUCCUUGGCCCAUGCUCAGAUAUUCUCAAACGAAACAUCCAGCAGUACAACAGUUUUGUGUCACUGUCUGUCUGAAAUCUGCCUCCUGUGCCUCCCUUUUCUUCUCCCCCCAGUCCAUGCUUCACUCUCGCAGAUGCUUUAUUUCCCCUAUUUGCAGCGCCACGUGGCCACUGGCAUCGCAGCUUCUUGUCUGUUUAUAUUAAAAGUUGCUUUUAUUGCACCGUUUUUAAUUUGGAGCAUUAACUGAAUGCUCAUACACAGUGAAAUAAAUAGAAGGAGUUUUACGGAGACUUUGCUGUUAUGCUUCUCUUUGUGCAGUUAGUACUCAGCGUGGGCAGUCCUGCCACGCCUUCUGGGGAGGGCAGACUCCUGCACCAGAUGAAUUACCAGAGUAACGAUGUAACAGUGCAAGGUUUUUUUUUUAAGUGAUGUAAUUUUCUAGUUAUAAGCAUAUUUUAGACUGGCCAUAUAUGCUGUGUUUCUUUAUAGAAUAAAUGAUUUCUCAUUAAGCUCUAAGAAUUAGGAAAAAUGGAUAUAAAAGAGUCUUAGAAAGAUAUCUGCCUGUAUUUAAACUAGAUUAAGGGUGGGAAAAUGCCCAUUUUUGCUAAUUAUCAGAUAGAUAUGAUCUGUUCCUUUUUUUUUUUUUCUUUUUAACCAGAAUUUUUGUUUGUCAGGCUAAUUUGCCUGGUAUCGUUUGAUGUUUUUUUCCUCUAGUUCUGAAAUACGUUUAGGUGUGGCUAUCUACACCUGCCUUUUGAGUUUGAAACUAAAUCAUAGGCUGCAUAUAUUGGGUUAUGAUUUAACUACAUCUGCCUCAGCUCACAGAUCCUGAUUAGACCUUUAUCCAGCUCAGCUCGUGCCAAAUGAUCAUCAGAUGCUGAAUUGAGAAUAAGAAUUCGAGGUCUCCACUCUCGGUUCUUAACUUAGAGCUUUUGGUUGAUGCACAUCUUUCAGUUGACUCCAGGAUAAUCUUCUGUGCUCGUUAAAUGCUGAUUCCAGAAGAUUGGAUUUGAUGAGAAUAGAUAGAAUAGAUGGAACAAAUGUCCUAUGGAGGUGAUGUUACAAAAGCGAUAAAUAAAGGCCAGGUGGACAGGGUUCAGUGUUGGGAACUUUGCCCCACUCACUUCACUGGGGCAAGAGAUUUGGGGAGAUGGUUUUUACUUUGAUUUGACCUUUUCCCUCCUUUUUACAUCGGCUAGAAUUUAUGGGGGGGGUUGGGGUGGGGUCGGAUGUGUCUGUGUUGUUUCAAAUGGGUCUAAAAGGCCAUCCUGCUGAACAGUUCUGCUUUCCUAUUUAGCAUUUAUUUCUCUGACAAACUUUUUUUUUAUUUUUAAGAAAACUUGUGUUUUGAGUCUUAACUGUAUUUCAGUAUUUUCCAGCCUUAUCAACUUUAUGUUACAUUUUUCCAUGUGCACCAAUGGUACCUAACAGUUCAUUUUUAUUGUUGUUUUUUAAAACAAAUUCUCACAGUUCCAUAACGUAGGCACUUUUGUUUUCAUUGUGAUUUAUAUAUAAUGUAGGGUUAUGUUUGGGAGUGAUUGCAAGCAUUUUUCCAUCUGUAUGCAACUGACUCUGAUUAUUAAUCUCCUCUUCUACCCUUUCCCAGGUAAUUUAAAUUGAUCAUGGUAGAUUAUUUUUUUUUCAUAGAUUUGAACAAUUUUUAGGUUGUUACUAAGUUUGGAGUAUAAAUCUGGGAAGUUUUACAUUUUAGUGUGGGAUAGAAAGCUACCCUAUUACAAAUUUUUUAUUUUCCCAAAUAAUCUAUAUUAAAUGAGGGUUUUCUGAUCUAUACUUUGUGUUUAGCUACCUUUUUAUAUUUAAAAAAUUAAAAAUAAAAAUUCUGUUAUUAGCGUAAAGCUUGAUUUGAUCUUUGUUUAAAUGCCAAAACUGUACUUCAGUGAAUUAUCUAGAAUGCCAUAAAUUUGCACAGUUUCAUAUAUGUAUAGUAUAAUCAUGUUCAUGUAUAUUUAGAUACAUAUAAAUGCUUUUGAAAUGAGUUUUGCUCUUAAAUAAUUUGGCUUGCUGUUUACUCCCCUUUGUAGUUUUUAAUCUAAGAAAUUUUAAGUCUAAAUUUAAAAAUUAUCACAUCUAAAGCUUUAUCUUUGUGCAAUCUGAAUAUGUGUGAGAAACCAUGAUUGGCGUAAUUUGUCUUAGUUAAUAUUCAGGGCUUUAGAAGUCGUGAUUUCUGGGUGUGGUAAGUGAUUCUCUGCGGUCUACUGCUCUAGAAAGUAGAGAUGGCCAAAGGACCAUUUUGUUUGUAUUAUGUCCUGGUUACUAGUCUGAUUAUACCGUGUGUGCUAAUAUACUCUAUUCUUUUUGUUAUAGAUUGUCUUAAUAGUAGGUCAAGUAAUAAAAAAGGUGAAAUAAUUUAAA